Messenger RNA from Dromiciops gliroides (monito del monte), 1887 nucleotides. Its product is annotated as polyadenylate-binding protein 1-like. The transcript has a single exon. Gene Ontology annotation, molecular function: mRNA 3'-UTR binding; poly(A) binding; poly(U) RNA binding. NCBI's taxonomy places the organism in Eukaryota, Metazoa, Chordata, Mammalia, Microbiotheria, Microbiotheriidae. The record is from RefSeq and is a predicted model, not a curated record. Gene Ontology annotation, cellular component: cytoplasmic stress granule; nucleus; cytosol. The coding region runs from base 19 to 1887 and encodes 622 amino acids.
GGAACCAGUGGGGUCACAAUGGCAUCCCUGUAUGUAGGCGACCUCCACCAUGAUGUGACUGAGGCGAUGUUGUAUGAAAAGUUCAGCCCAGCAGGGCCUAUCUCGUCUAUUCGAGUGUGUAGGGAUAUGAUCAGCCGUCGUUCCCUGGGCUACGCCUAUGUUAACUUUCAGCAGGCAGCAGAUGCUGAGCGGGUGUUGGAGACAAUGAACCUGGACGUGAUCAAGGGCAAACCAGUUCGCAUUAUGUGGUCCCAGCGUGACCCCUCCCUGCGCAAGAGUGGCGUGGGCAACAUUUUCAUUAAAAACCUAGAGAAGUCCAUUGACAACAAGGGCCUGUUUGAUGCUUUCUCUUCCUUUGGUAAUAUCCUGUCCUGUAAGGUGAUCACUGAUGAGAAUGGUUCCAAGGGCUAUGGCUUUGUUCACUUUGAAAGUCAAGAGUCUGCUGAAAAAGCAAUUGAGAAAAUGAAUGGGAUGCUUCUGAAUAAUCUCAAGGUGUUUGUUGGACAUUUUAAAUCCCGCAAAGAACGAGAAUUAGAACUUGGGGCUAGAGCCAGAGAGUUUACCAAUGUUUACAUCAAGAAUUUUGGAGAAGACAUGGAUAAUAACAGACUUGGUGAACUGUUUGCAAAAUUUGGAAAUCCUUUGAGUGUAAAAGUAAUGACUGAUGAAAGUGGGAAGUCCAAAGGUUUUGGUUUCGUCAGCUUUGGAAGACAUGAAGAUGCUCAGAAAGCUGUGGAUGAGAUGAAUGGAAAAGAGAUCAAUGGAAGGCAGAUUUAUGUUGGCAGAGCUCAGAAAAAAGGAGAAAGGCAGACAGAACUCAAACGCCGUUUUGAACAGAUGAAGCAAGACAGAAUCACCAGAUACCAAGGUGUCAACCUUUAUGUGAAAAAUCUCAUUGAUAACAUUGAUGAUGAACGUCUCCGAAAGGAAUUCUCCCGCUUUGGUGCAAUCACAAGUGCAAAGGUUAUGAUGGAAGGGGGUCGCAGCAAAGGCUUUGGGUUUGUCUGUUUCUCCGCACCAGAAGAAGCUGCCAAAGCAGUCACAGAAAUGAAUGGCAGAUUGGUAGGUAAUAAGCCUCUGUAUGUAGCAUUAGCCCAGCGCAAAGAAGAACGCCAGGCUCACCUGACCAACCAGUAUAUGCAGAGAAUGGCUAAUGUUCAAGCCCUGACCAAUCCAAUGCUCAAUCCCUACCAGCCAGCACCUCCCUCAAGCUACUUCAUGACAACUAUGCCACCAUCUCAGAACCGCACUGCAUACUAUCCUUUUGGCCAAAUUGCCCAGCUGAGACCAACUCCUCACUGGGCCGCUCCAGGUGGAAGACUUCAUCCAUUCCAGCCCAUGCCUCGUAUUAUCCGUCCAGAGGCUCCUAGAUUACCAUUUAAUCCUAUGAGACCUGCUUCUCCACAAGUUCCAAGAAUCAUGAGCACCCAGGCUAUUGUUAAUUCACCAAGUCAGCUGUUGGGGCCACCACGUCCACCAUUCAUUCCUGCUGUGCGCACAGUUCAACAAUACAAAUAUGCAGCUGGUGUCCGCAAUCCAAAACGUUUUGAUGUACCGCGACAAGUUACCAUUCCACAACCUGCCAUUCACAUAGAAGGCCUGAAACCAUUAAAUGCUUCCAUGUUAGCAGAUGCCCCUCCUCAAGAGCAAAAGCAGAUGUUGGGGGAACGGCUGUUCCCACUCAUUCAAGCCAUUAAUCCUUCUCUAGCUGGGAAGAUCACAGGCAUGCUGCUGGAGAUCGACAACUCAGAGCUUCUUCACAUGCUUGAGUCUCCUGAGUCUCUCCGUUCCAAAGUUGAUGAAGCUGUGGUCGUCUUGGAGGCUUAUCAGGCUAAAGAAGGUCCCCAGAAUGAAGCUAAUAGUCCACCUGGGGUUCCACCAGAUUAA